AUGCUAGCUUUCGCUCAAAGUCCUGAACUCUGGCAGUCUGCUGCCCAGAUCUUGAGAGACCAGUACAACAUCGCCGUCUGCCAUGAUGAGAGUAUCGGCAUGCUUGUGAAGAGCUACUUCGUCCAUUCUGCGCAGCGUGCAAUGGUCCUCUGUCGCCUGACAUCCGUCACUCCUGCUGAUUCUCAUGGCGCUGCUCAAAGUCAAAGUAGCAAGCAGGAGGAUGACAAGGUGGAGCCCCUCCUCAACAGCCCCAUUGAGGGAAGGGCCGUGAAGGAGGAAGACAAAGAGGAGAAUCAGACCUCUGUAAUGACUCUGACGGACUCUAGUCGCUUAGUCAAGAAGGAAGACGACGAUAGUAAAGGGGAGGGUGAUGAGGAUGAGGAUGAGGAUGAGGAGGCGCCGCCGAAGCCCGAAUAUGUGCUGCGGAGGAUGAAAUGGAAUAUGCCCUCGUGGGCAGGAGAUGGAACAUGGACCUAUCCAAUUGCGAGGGCAGAGUCUAUGAAUAACCGUCCCCUGACCUACCAAUGGAUGUGGACCAAGAAGAAGGGUCGCUGUGUCAUUGUUUGCGAUGGAUACUAUCAGAAAUUGACGAAGAAGCAGAACACCAAUCAGGAAGAGUCUGCGGUUGCUUUUGUCCGUUAUGCAGACCGAAGCCCUUUGCUGUUAGCUGGGUUGUAUCAUCACGAUCCCAGUGACCCUAUCCCAUAUCGAUUCUGCGUCAUAAGCAGCGAAAAGCCCCAGUUCUCCAUCACCACAACUGAACCCGAUGGUUCAGUCAAUCCACAAACCACGCCGCUUGCCCUGCCGGGUGAACGCCAGCCUGUUAUACUCUCCACUCCGGAAGAUGUGAAGCUAUGGCUUGACACGUCCUCUGGGGCGUACGAACUCAAGCACGCUCGUCUCUUGGAGUCGAGAUACCAUUAUGAAAGGCCCUUUGUCUGGUAUCUUGUUCCUUCAGCUACUUCUCCCAAUGAUCCCGCGACUAUGCUGCCCAGUUCGAAUAUUGACUUUGGGGAGGAGGUCGUAGGCGAUGAUUGGCGUGAGCAGAUUUGA
Messenger RNA from Cyclocybe aegerita, 1053 nucleotides. The record is from the annotation of a GenBank genome assembly. Lineage: Eukaryota; Fungi; Basidiomycota; Agaricomycetes; Agaricales; Hemipholiotaceae.